CCACGAUUAUUUUUAUUUGUUCAGAACAUCGACGAGUGUCGGUAUCACGUAGUUGAUGUGAUGGAUUAACUCAUCUUCAAUCACACAUAUUUAUAUUGGUUCAUUUGUUUGAGAGAGCAUCCGCGGAGUCGAAUCUCGAGCACGCUAUCAUCCUCUGCUGUGAUGCGAGGAAAUGAUUGUCAGAUGGACGGGCAGGCGAUGCUUCAUCGGGCCCAACAAUCAUGAGGCAAUCACGAUCCGCCCACAAGCCUUGAGAAUCAUCAGACUCCCGACACGCCAUUAUGCGACAACUCAACAGGAUGCAGCGGCGGCAGCCACAACUGCUCGCACGCGCAAUAUUGGAAUCAUAGCACAUAUCGAUGCUGGCAAAACAACCACCACGGAGCGCAUGCUCUACUACAGUGGCUUCACCCGCAGGAUUGGAGACGUCGACGAUGGAAGUACAGUAACCGAUUUCCUUCCCGCGGAACGUGCGCGCGGCAUCACGAUCCAAUCGGCGGCCAUAUCAUUUUCAUGGCCGCCAACAUCGGACAAGCAAGCUCAACAACCUAUCCCGGCAGGCACGCGCCUCUCGUCAGUCCCGCAUAACAUCAAUUUGAUCGAUACUCCUGGUCACGCAGAUUUCACAUUUGAGGUUCUUCGAUCACUUCGCGUACUAGACGGUGCAGUGUGCAUCCUAGACGGUGUCGCUGGAGUCGAGGCUCAAACCGAAAAGGUCUGGAGCCAAGCUUCCGCGUAUGCCAUUCCAAAGAUCAUCUUCGUCAACAAAUUGGACCGGGAUGGCGCCGCCUUUGGAAAGACGGUCAAAGAAGUGGGCUCUCGAUUGAAUGUGUGGCCAGCCGUUUGUGCGCUUCCAUGGUUCACUGAAGAUGGUCAGCUGCAGGGUGUCGGCGAUGUGGUGAGCCUUCAAGCGCUCAAAUAUGCACCAGGCGGUGACGGCAAAGACAUCGAAGUGGUGAGCUUUGCUGAAUUGCAAUCCCGCGAUGCGUCGUUGGCAUCAGAGCUGAAAAAGGCUCGCAUCGCAUUAGUUGAACUACUGUCCGAGCACGACGACGAGAUGGUGGAAAAAUAUCUCGAGGCGGAUGAAGAUCAUCUGGCUAUUCUGCCUGCCGACAUCACGCGAUCUUUGCGAAAGUGUGUUCUGCAACGACCGCAGCAAGUCGCCCCAUUGUUUGCAGGAGCCAGCUUCCGAAACGUCGGCGUUCAACCAUUACUAGACGCGGUAGUAGACCUGCUGCCCAGUCCUGACGAGCGACCGGAUUCGGAGAUCAGUCUAGAAUCGAACGUCAAGUGCGGACUUCAGCCGUUCCUUGCAGGUAAAGUCAAAAUCGAAGACUUGGAGCCAAACCCGAAAGGAAAGAAACAACAGAAGAAAGGAAAAGCAACGCCCACGGUUCAAAACGUCGAUGCUUGUGCUUUGGCUUUCAAGGUGGUUGCUGAUGCCAAACGAGGAGUGUUGGUGUACGUUCGUGUGUACUCGGGCACCCUUUCUCGAGCCAACGCCUCACUUUGGAAUACCACUCUUCAGAAUGCGGAACGAUCUCCUCGACUGCUCAAGAUGUACGCCAACGAUGCAGUAGAGAUUGAUUCUAUCAGCGCUGGACAAAUAGGAGUCAUUCCGGGGUUGAAGUUCGCUCGAACGGGAGACACACUGAUCUCCUUCAGUGGGGCGAGCAAGACGGGACCACCACGACCAAUCAACACCAUGCAAUUGAAGCCCAUCAAUGUGCCUCCGCCAGUAUUUUUCGUCGGCGUAGAGCCUAAUAGCUUGUCUGAGGAAAAGCACAUCAAAGAGUCUCUCAACCUGCUACUACGAGAAGACCCUAGCCUCCACGUCUCUAUUGAUGAGGAAAGCGGGCAAACGCACUUGGCUGGUAUGGGUGAACUCCAUCUCGAGAUUGCUCGGGAUCGAUUGGUCAACGAUUUGAAAGCCAAAGCAAGAAUUGGAAAGAUCGAAAUUGGUUAUCGAGAAACAGUGACGAUGGCUUCUGGAGCGAUUGAAAAGAUCGUCGAAUUCGAUGUGGCGAGCAAAAUAUCAAAGGCCGGAUGUUCUAUUCAAAUUGAGUCGAGAGCGGAGGAAUCGCCAUCAAACUCAGAUGACAUGUUGCUCGAAGUGGAGCUGCACGACAACAAUCGACUACUCAUCAGCUCGCCGACACUCUAUUCCGACGGCACACCAAAGGACGAAGAACAGGCCGGUCUCCCCGAAAAUCUCCCCAUCGAGACCGUCCUCGAAGCUUUCCGCGUGGGCGUUUCCGCAGCUCUAUCCCGCGGACCAAUCCAUCGAUAUCCCAUCCACUCCGUCGAUGUCCAACUCGACUUCGAUCACGCCAAACACAUCUUCCCCACCUCCAACCCCACCGUCCUCGCCGGCGCCGCCCGCCAAGCCGUCCAAGCAGCCCUCCGCUCCAGCUCCGCCCUCAGCGAGAACAUCAUCAUGGAACCCGUCAUGCUGGUGACAAUUUCCGUCGACGAAGCGAGCAUGGGCUCCGUCGUCCACGACCUGUCCUCCUCGCGGGGCGCCAGCAUCAUAUCACUCGAAUCCGCCGACGAUGGAUCCGAAUCCUCCUCAGACUCCUCAGGCUCCGAACGUCUCCCCAUCGACACCGCCAAAAUCUACGCCCCCAUCGAUAAAUUCGCCGGCGGACACACGGACAAAAGCGCGGUCACGGCGAGCUCGAACACGGCCAAGCAGAUCAUCGCGAGGGUCCCGCUGAAGGAAAUGGUCGGCUAUUUGAAACAUCUGAGGAGUCUCACUGCCGGAAGAGGGACGUUUACCAUGGUCGUGGAUAGGUUCGAGAGGAUGAAUGCGCAGCGCCAGAGGGUGGUUCUGAGCGAGUUGAGGGGUGGCUUUGAAUUUUGAGGAGAUAGCCUUGUGGGGUCGGGAAGGGUGGAGGG
Molecule: messenger RNA, 2898 nt
Organism: Dissoconium aciculare CBS 342.82
Lineage: Eukaryota; Fungi; Ascomycota; Dothideomycetes; Mycosphaerellales; Dissoconiaceae
Product: elongation factor G
Exons: 3
Coding region: 173-2863 (896 amino acids)
Biological process (GO): mitochondrial translation; ribosome disassembly
Cellular component (GO): mitochondrion
Molecular function (GO): GTP binding; GTPase activity
Source: RefSeq, a predicted model, not a curated record